CUGGUUAUUAAUAAUGUAGGUUAUGUUUACUCGCUAUACUAAAAUGACAGCAGCAUGUAAUUUACUAAACCUAUUUCGAUAAACCUCUUAAAAUAUGAGUACGCAAAAAGGCAACACGAACCGUUCGAGGCCACAGAAGUACAAAAAUCGUACAGUUUUUAAAAAUGACCUGCACGACAAGACGUACAACGAGAAAGUUGUUAACAAAGUCGAGUUCGAGAACGUAUGCGAAAGGUGUAAGGAAAUAAUACAAUGGAAAAUCAAGUAUAAGAAAUAUAAACCGUUGAAAGCACCGUCGAAGUGUAUAAAAUGCGAAGAGAAAUCUGUUAAGUACGCGUACCAUAAUGUUUGCACACCUUGCGCCAAGCAAUUCAACGUAUGCCCAAAGUGUGAUAAAGAUGUUGUUAUAGAAGAAGCAUUAGAUACGAAGGAGUCUGUCGACACAGAAUCGCCGUCAAACAUAGAAGAAUUACCUAAACAAAUAGAAGAUUGGAGCGUGUCUAAUAAGAAAUUAUUAUUCAAAUUAAAAUCAUUCAUUGUUAAAACAGAAAAUAACAAUAAGUUUGAUAGCUAUGGUGAUUCAGAUGUAUUUACAUAAGAAAUAAAGUAUAUUUCUACAGUU
This is a messenger RNA of Hylaeus volcanicus, 622 nucleotides long. RefSeq lists its product as uncharacterized. The transcript is spliced from 2 exons. The record is from RefSeq and is a predicted model, not a curated record. NCBI's taxonomy places the organism in Eukaryota, Metazoa, Arthropoda, Insecta, Hymenoptera, Colletidae. Bases 95 to 598 code for a protein of 167 amino acids.